This is a messenger RNA of Vicia villosa (hairy vetch), 2960 nucleotides long. RefSeq lists its product as uncharacterized. NCBI's taxonomy places the organism in Eukaryota, Viridiplantae, Streptophyta, Magnoliopsida, Fabales, Fabaceae. Gene Ontology annotation, biological process: protein export from nucleus; protein import into nucleus. The transcript has 2 exons. Gene Ontology annotation, cellular component: nuclear envelope; cytosol. Gene Ontology annotation, molecular function: nuclear export signal receptor activity; small GTPase binding. Bases 1 to 2841 code for a protein of 946 amino acids. The record is from RefSeq and is a predicted model, not a curated record.
AUGUACUCAAAUCCUCCUAUGGAUUACCUUUAUCUUACACAUUCAUCUCAUCAAUGGAGCAUUCCUCCUACCUAUCUCACAAACCCCUCUUUCACAACUCCUACCACACCUUCAUUUCCAUCCUUUCCAUGGGAACUUUUCUCACCCUAUUACACAAAUUCAUAUAUUCCAACACCAUCACCAUAUUUGUAUUUUAAUCAUGGAUAUUCACCACAUCCACCUAAUCCUAACCCAUAUUCAUUCUAUUCAACAUCUCAUUAUUCAUACCACUACACCAAUUAUCACCAACAACUUCAACCAACAAAAACCUCAUCCAAAAUUAAAAGGGAUUGUGAGAAGCAUUUGCAAGUCUUUCAUCCUUGUUUUAAGAAAAGAUCCAAAAAAACCACAAAAAAACAUGUUGCCCACAAUGUGUUUGUUGAAAAACCCCUACCAACCACGUUGGCUCUUCGUCGAACUUCGAUUCGCCUUAGCUUAAGAAAACAAGCGCUUAAUAAUAAUGUAGGAACUUCUCGUGUCAAAUUGAUUCCACACACAUUUUACAGCACAUGUGAUGCUUUCCAGCAAGUUGUUCUGAGCAGGCGUGAACUGUUGUCACAAGCUGAUGCUAUUAACACGCAAGACGACGAUGAUGAUGGUGACAUGGAGGAUGAAGAUCAAAGGGUGUUACAGAAACCACAAGAUGAUUUAGAGUUGUCAGAUACUGAAAGUGAUCUAGAUCAAACUCUUCAAUUCCUCUCCCAACGUUUCCGCAACACUCGCUCUCCAGCACCAAAUCCUCGCCGCCAAGCAGAAUCCUCCCUCUCUGAAGCCGCCAACACUCCCAACUUCGGCCUCGUCGUACUCCGCCUCAUCGCCGAACCAGCCGUCGAUGCUCAGAUCCGUCAAUCCCCAGCCGUCAACUUCAAAAACCACCUCCGUCUCCGAUGGACGUUAGAAGAGAGCUCCAUCCUUGAAGCCGAGAAAGAACAUAUCAAAACCCUAUCCAUUUCUCUCAUGCUUGCCGUCUCUCCCAAAACCCAUUAUCAACUUAGCGAAGCCCUAACUAUCAUCGGUAAACAUGAUUUCCCUAAAGCAUGGCCUACGCUUCUCCCUGAACUCGUCGCCAGUCUCCAGAAUGCAUCUCAGUCUCAUUCCAAUGAUCUUUGGAUUGAUUUGAAGCAUUUUCUCGAUAAUUUUGCUGCUCCUUUGCUUGAGAUUUUUCUUAAGACUGUGUUGUUGAUUGACGCUGCUACUACGGCGGUACCUCCACCACCUAUGGCGAACCUCCGUCAACUGUUUGAGUCGCGGAAAUUAUAUUGCAGCUUAUUUUACUCAUUGAAUUUUCAAGAGCUCCCUGAGUUCUUCGCGGAUCAUGUUAGGGAAUGGAUGAGUGGGUUUCGAAAAUACCUUACUACUAGUUACCCUAUUCUUGAGGGCAAUGGAGAUGGUCUUGCUCUUGUGGAUGAACUUAGGGCUUUUGAUUGUGAUAAUAUUAAUCAUUAUAUGGAAAAGUAUGAGGAGGAGUUUAAGGGGUUCUUGAAUGAUUUUGCACUUGUUGUGUGGACUUUGUUGGGGAAUAUGUCACAGUCGAGUAGUCUUGAUCAACUUGCCAUCACAGCUAUCAAGUUUUUUACCACAAUUAGCACCGAUAUUCACCACAAUUUUUUUGCUCCCGAUAGGAUUAUACCACAGAUUUUCCAAGGCAUUGUGAUCCCUAAUGUGAGGCUGAGGGAAGAUGAUGAGGAGCUGUUUGAGAUAAAUCUUAUUGAGUAUAUUAGGAGGGUUAGGAAGGUUCUGGAAAAGCUCAGACCUCCAUCAGUGACAGAACUGUUGCUGUCUUAUAAUGGUGAUUCAUGUCAAAUUCAAAUGCUUGGUUUAGCUAAAAAGCCACCUGAUGGAUCCCAAAGCAACAUUGCUUGUGACUGCUCUUCUCAAAAUGACACCUUCUGUCACGCAGUAAGGAUGGAAUUCAAGGGAUACAACCUUCCCGGCACGUUUCCGCCUCAAUUGGUUAAGCUUCCAUACCUCAAAGUAGUUUAUUUUGCUCUUAACUACCUAAAUAGUACGAUUCCAAAGGAAUGGGGUUCGAUUGAACUAACUUCAAUCUCGCUACUUGUUAAUCGUUUGUCAGGGGAGAUUCCUAAGGAGUUAGGAAAUAUUACCACUCUAACAUACUUGAACCUUGAAGCAAUUGAUGUGUUUGUUCAAGCCUUGGAGUCGGAGGAGGACGGUUUAUGCGAUGAUGUCACUUUUCUCUCUGUAGCCGAACAUAAUCCCCUAUGUAGGCAUCAUGCUAAAGGUCACUUUUGGGGAUUUACCAUACAUGGUAGUAUCCAACAUUAUUUCACACGGGCAUGGCUGCGUCGAAUCAUUCUUGUUUCUGUUUUUGAGGGGAACACCAUACUUCCUGUGAUUGCAAAGGUACGGAAAUUCGGUGCAUAUGUUUUUGUUGCGAUUCCACCUAAACCACCGGAUGAAAUUGUCAUUCAAACACUGUCACUGUUUCUGUCAUGUUUUUCAAAACAAUUCGUUCAUCACUGUUUUGAGAAGGAAGAAAAAGAGCAUUUGACCUCGCUAAAACCACGAUUCGAUACGCUUAAUGAUCUAGUAAAUGUCAUCUUGAAGGUUACCAAGUGUGUCAUAGAGUUCCAUGAACUUCCAGUUCAGUACAAUUCACACAAAGUACCAGCCUACAACACUGCCUUUAAGCAUAUCCUAGUUGCUGCAUAUUGGUGUAUUAGAAGUAUUAUGGUUUGUGCUUCUCAGAUUACAAGCCUCACUACACUUGGUUAUGAAAUCUUCACCUCUAUCAUUAGUUUCUUUUUUAUGUUAAAAAAUGAUGCUGGUUUUAAGUGCUAAUUCUAGAACCUUAAGGACAAGGUUCAAGUGAACCCGGCGGCAAUGAUAGAGGGGCAUAAUAGUAUUGUAGUAUUAUUUAUUAUUAUUAUUAUUGGGCUCUAAUUGUAUUUGGGCUUUUA